Molecule: messenger RNA, 1757 nt
Organism: Sycon ciliatum
Lineage: Eukaryota; Metazoa; Porifera; Calcarea; Leucosolenida; Sycettidae
Product: 26S proteasome non-ATPase regulatory subunit 10-like
Exons: 1
Coding region: 272-1036 (254 amino acids)
Biological process (GO): protein localization to ciliary inversin compartment
Cellular component (GO): ciliary inversin compartment
Molecular function (GO): protein binding
Source: RefSeq, a predicted model, not a curated record
CAACUAACUAUUACUUGUACAAGUACAACUGAGAGAGAAGGAAUUUUUGAUUGACAUGCUCCCCCAGUAGUUUGAAUAUUCUUGCCGUUCAUGUUUCUGUACUCUUUUAUGUCCUGCUGAUCAGCUGAGCCUCAUUGACUUGCUUCGGAAGAGAGAGUUUUUCCAAUUCUGCGUGCUGUCGAUAGAGAGUGGGCCUGCGCUGUCCUCCUAUUUUUCGGAGCUUGUGAAAAGUAUUUUUUCUUGAGGAAUGAAUCAAUGCUGCUCGUAACAAAUGGGAUCAGCUAGCAGCCUCUUGGAGGAAGUUGCCAAAGCUAUCCGAAAAGAUGACUCUGACCGACUGACUUCUCUGCUUCAGGAACAUCGGGAUGCCGACCUGAAUGCCCUGGAAGCUGGGAGUGAACAACGGCCUCUUCACAUUGCCAUUCACUACAAAAGCAGUGGGUGCUUGGACGUACUAUUGGCGUCACCUGGGUUGGAUGUGAACAGUCGAGACAAGGAUGGACGAACAGUUCUACUCACUUCUGCCGCUAAAGGAUACCAGGCAAUAGCACUACGCAUGCUGGAUGAUGAUAGGUGCGACUGGGGAGCUGUGGAUGCCAAGGGGAUGACUGCACUCCAUCAUGCUGCAUCCACUGGCUGCUUACUGCUUAUUGAUUCGUUACUGGCUAAGGGCUUGGACGUGGCUGUCCUGUCUACAGCCAAGCGAACACCACUGAUGAUGGCCGCAACAAGUGGAGAGUCGCAGGCGGUGCAGCUGCUGUUAUCCCGCGGCGCUAGUCCGAAGUGUGCCGAUGCCGUGCUAUCCACACCGCUGCACUGUGCCUGCUUGCAGGGUAGCUUGGAGAUUGCACAGCAGCUUCUGGAUGCUGGUGCUGAGGUAGAUGCCCGGGACAAGUUCGACUGCACGCCACUGCUGUAUGCGCUACAGAGCAAGAAUAAAGAGUUGGAGGCAGCACUGGUCGCACGUGGGGCCAAUCUUACACACGCCUUGGACAAGAACUUCCAGGAGCUAUGUUAUCACACCUCCGGAAAGUAAGUCUUGCCAUUGAACAUUGGUGAACUGAACAUUUUCAUGACAUGCUACCCUUCACGUUCCAUUAUGCGGCUGUGAAGGUAAUAAGUGCGAUGAAUUUUAAUACUUGAUCAUUGGAUUUUGUCCACCAUACAUCCUCAGACCGACGUCUAACCGAUAUAAAAUUGCCACUUUUGAUCGGCUCUUGUAUUUGUGUCUGCCUCUAUCUACAUACCCAUGAUUGCCCAUCUGCUGGUGCUAGGAGCCCCUUUUGGGUCUUGUUUCUAUUAGUGACGUUUCAUAUUGGGUCCACUUCUCCAGUGGAGAUUCAUUUGCUCACGUAACUAUUGUGCUGGUCUCGCAAUAUAGUUUCAAAAAGUUUUCGCGUGGCGUUUCAUGCCGCAUCCAUACAAGUAUUUAGAUUACUCCGACUUUGCGACUGCUUUUGUUUUUCAAUUCCUGGUCUUGUCCUGGCGACAAAAUUUGAGACGGACGCGUGGACGUAUCCUAGUAUAUUAUGUUAUUUUGUUUUUAUCGAUUGCUAUCCCUCCGGUCUUCUUUUAUUCUGUUUGUUUACGGGGUGUUUGAAUUGACUGCAAUUGCGCUAGGUAACUGAGCGCUUUAUUUUUUCGCUGUCUGCUCGAUCGAACCGAACCACCCCAGACUCAAAUGUUCAAGUUCUAACUUUAUAGUAUUAUUUUUCAAUGAUAAAAUCAAGUUGGGUAACUCGCGAGGGUGAAUGUCA